UCAAACCAUCUUCUUUGCUCAACUCCACCAAGACCUUCAACUCUCUCAUCAGCCAUCUCUCGUCUCAUGGAGCCCACCACCAAGUCCUCUCCACAUUCUCCUCCAUGCUCGCCAACAGAUUCCUCCCAGACGCCUUCACUUUCCCUAGUCUCCUCAAAGCCUGCGCUUCCCUUCACCUCCUCUCCUUCGGUCUAUCGCUUCACCAGCAAGUUCUCGUCAAUGGGUUCUCUUCAGAUUCAUACACCUCGUCUUCUCUCGUCAAUCUAUACGCAAAGUUUGGACUUUUAGUUCAUGCACGGAAGGUGUUCGAUGAAAUGCAUGAGAGAGAUGUGGUGCACUGGACCGCGAUGAUCGGGUGUUACUCACGCGCCGGGUUUGUUGGAGAAGCGUUCUCUUUGGUUAACGAGAUGAGAUGUCAUGGGAUUAAACCGGGUCCGGUUACCUUGCUGGAAAUGCUGAGUGGUGUAAAGGAGAUUACGGAGUUGCAGUGUUUACAUGCGUUUGCUAUAGUUCAUGGGUUUGAUUGUGAUGUAACUGUGACAAACUCUAUGUUGAAUCUGUACUGUAAGUGCGAUUGUGUGGGAGAUGCUAAGGUUUUGUUUGACCAGAUGGAGAGACGAGACAUGGUUUCAUGGAACACAAUGGUUUCAGGAUUUGCUUUUGUUGGUGGAAUGUCUGAAAUCUUGAAGAUUUUGUACAGAAUGAGAGAUGUUGGUUUAAGACCUGAUCAUCAGACGUUUGGAGCCUCACUUUCCGUUAGUGGAACAAUGUGUGAUCUUUACUUAGGGAGAAUGUUACACUGCCAAAUCGUGAAGACUGGAUUCGAUGUAGACAUGCAUCUCAGGACGGCGUUGAUGACAAUGUACCUAAAGUGUGGGGAGGAGGAAGCUUCGUUUCGAGUUCUCGGUAUGAUUCCUGAAAAGGAUGUUGUUUGCUGGACGGUUAUGAUAUCAGGGCUUGUGCGAUUGGGUAAAGCCGAAAAGGCUAUGAAUGUUUUUGGUGAAAUGUUACAUUCAGGAACAGGGUUAUCGAGUGAAGCAAUAGCUAGUGUUGUAGCAGCUUGUGCUCAAUUGGGUUCUCUUGAUCUUGGCGCUUCAGUCCAUGGUUAUGCACUCAGACAAGGAUAUAAAUUAGACACGCUUGCGUUGAACUCGCUUAUCACAAUGUAUGCCAAGUGCGAUCGUUUGGACAAAAGCUUAGCUCUUUUUGAACAGAUGAAUGAACGAGACUUAGUUUCUUGGAAUGCGAUUAUCUCUGGACAUGCCCAAAACGGAGAUUUGGGCAAUGCCUUGUUUCUGUUUAAAGAAAUGAAGUUCAAAACCGCGCAUAGAGUUGAUUCGUUGACGGCUGUUUCCCUUCUCCAAGCCUGUUCAUCUGCCGGAGCUCUCCGGGUAGGGAGACUGAUCCAUUGUGUUGUAAUCCGAAGCUUUAUCAGGACCUGUACAUUGGUUGAUACCGCUCUACUUGAUAUGUAUUUGAAAUGUGGCUGCUUAGAAGUUGCAAAGAGGUGUUUUGAUUCGAUCUCGCGGAAAGAUUGUGUUUCUUGGGGCGCACUCAUUGCAGGGUAUGGUUUUCAUGGUAAAGGGGAGACUGCUUUGGAAGUUUACUCAGAGUUUCUUCGAUCUGGAAUGGAGCCGAAUCAUUUGAUUUUCCUAGCGGUUCUCUCAUCCUGCAGCCAUAAUGGAAUGGUUCAGCAUGGCUUGGAGAUAUUCAGUUCAAUGGUACGAGACUUUGGUGUUGAACCGAAUCACGAACACCUUGCUUGCGUGGUUGAUCUUCUAUGUAGAGCUAAAAGAGUAGAAGAGGCGUUCAAGUUCUACAAAGACAAGUUUACAAAACCAUCGAUCGAUGUCUUGGGUAUAAUACUUGAUGCUUGUCGUGCAAAUGGAGAAACAGAGGUCGAAGUUGUAGUUUGUCGGGAUAUGAUUGAGUUGAAGCCAGUAGACGCUGGACACUAUGUCAGGCUUGCACAUUCUUUUGCCACCAUGAAGAGAUGGGAGGACGUGAGUGAGUCGUGGAAGCAGAUGAAGUCUCUCGGCUUGAAAAAGCUCCCGGGAUGGAGCAAAAUCGAGAUGAAUGGGAGAACCACAACGUUCUUCAUGAAUCAUACUUCACAUUCAGAUGAGACAGCGUCUGUGUUGAAACUUCUUAGCAAGGAAAUGAAGCAAAUCAAAUAACGC
This is a messenger RNA of Raphanus sativus (radish), 2180 nucleotides long. Its product is annotated as pentatricopeptide repeat-containing protein At4g04370. The transcript has a single exon. NCBI's taxonomy places the organism in Eukaryota, Viridiplantae, Streptophyta, Magnoliopsida, Brassicales, Brassicaceae. Gene Ontology annotation, molecular function: protein binding; RNA binding. The record is from RefSeq and is a predicted model, not a curated record. The coding region runs from base 105 to 2177 and encodes 690 amino acids. Gene Ontology annotation, biological process: RNA modification. Gene Ontology annotation, cellular component: intracellular membrane-bounded organelle.